Molecule: messenger RNA, 1489 nt
Organism: Durio zibethinus
Lineage: Eukaryota; Viridiplantae; Streptophyta; Magnoliopsida; Malvales; Malvaceae
Product: dnaJ protein homolog 2-like
Biological process (GO): protein folding; response to heat
Molecular function (GO): ATP binding; Hsp70 protein binding
Source: RefSeq, a predicted model, not a curated record
AUGUUUGGUCGUGUUCCAAAGAAGAGUGAUAACACCAAAUAUUAUGAAGUACUUGGGGUUUCCAAAAGUGCGAGUCAAGAUGAAUUGAAAAAGGCUUAUAGGAAGGCUGCCAUAAAGAAUCAUCCUGAUAAAGGUGGAGAUCCCGAGAAGUUUAAGGAACUGGCUCAAGCUUAUGAAGUUCUUAGCGAUCCAGAGAAGAGAGAAAUAUAUGAUCAAUUUGUUGAAGAUGCCUUUAAAGAGAAUGGGAGAUGGCCUUCUCACAACCCCUUCGAAAUAUUUGAGUCAUUUUUUGGUGGGGGAGCCUUUGGUGGUGGUGGUAGCUCACGAGGAAGAAGGCAGAAGCGAGGUGAAGAUGUAGUGCAUACUCUAAAAGCUUCCCUGGAGGACUUGUACAAUGGGACAACAAAGAAACUCUCUCUUUCCAGGAACGCUCUUUGUGGAAAAUGUAAAGGGAAAGGUUCAAAGAGUGGAGCCUCUUCUAGAUGUUAUGGUUGCCAGGGUACAGGAAUGAAAAUUACAACACGUCAGAUUGGACUGGGCAUGAUACAACAGAUGCAGCAUGUCUGUCCUGAAUGCAGAGGCUCAGGUGAGGUGAUCAGUGAUAGAGAUAGAUGCCCACAGUGCAAAGGAAACAAGGUUACUCAGGAAAAGAAGGUGCUGGAAGUACAUAUUGAGAAAGGAAUGCAAAAUGGCCAAAAAAUUACAUUUGAAGGACAAGCUGAUGAAGCUCCAGAUACAGUUACUGGAGACAUUGUUUUUCUAUUGCAACUCAAGAAACACCCCAAAUUUGAACGGAAAUUUGAUGACCUUUAUGUUGAACACAACCUCAGUUUGACAGAGGCUCUGUGUGGGUUCCAGUUUGCCCUAACUCACCUUGAUGGCAGGCAGCUCCUAAUUAAAUCAAAUCCCGGCGAGGUCAUUAAGCCCGGUCAAUACAAGGCUAUCAAUGAUGAGGGUAUGCCCCAUCAUCAAAGGCCUUUCAUGAAGGGCAGGCUAUUCAUCCAUUUCAAUGUUGAUUUCCCAGAAUCCGGGGUAUUUUCACCUGAGCAAUGCGGGACAUUAGAGAAUAUAUUGCCCAUGAGGUCUAAUAAGCAUUUGGCAGACAUGGAACUCGAUGACUGUGAAGAGACUACAUUGCAUGACGUCAACAUUGAGGAGGAAAUGAAGCGGAAGGAACAACAGCAGCAUAGGCACCAUGAAGCUUACGAUGAAGAUGAUGAUGAGCCAUCAAUGCCAAGAGUGCAGUGUGCCCAACAAUAAGAAAUGUUAGCAUUUAAUGUUUUUCCCUAGUAAUUAUAUCUGCUGGAUACAAAUAUUACUAGGAAGUUUUUAUUUUGUGGGUGUCUGCAUAUUAAAUUAGCAUUUUGACUUUUUUUUUAAUUUUUAUUUUGGUUACUUUUUUUCGUUUCCAGCAUUUUGUGUUAUAUUAUCACAGUUUGUUCACAACCCUUCUUCAACGGUUAAUCUAUUUUCAGAUUCUAUGUUCGAA